This is a messenger RNA of Spizellomyces punctatus DAOM BR117, 1590 nucleotides long. RefSeq lists its product as uncharacterized. NCBI's taxonomy places the organism in Eukaryota, Fungi, Chytridiomycota, Chytridiomycetes, Spizellomycetales, Spizellomycetaceae. The record is from RefSeq and is a predicted model, not a curated record. Gene Ontology annotation, biological process: protein transport; small GTPase-mediated signal transduction; vesicle-mediated transport. Gene Ontology annotation, molecular function: Rab GDP-dissociation inhibitor activity. Gene Ontology annotation, cellular component: cytoplasm. The transcript has 8 exons. The coding region runs from base 90 to 1427 and encodes 445 amino acids.
CGAAACAGUCGUCAGCGCGCGGUUCCUCGUUUUGUUGAACUCAUCGCCUUCGUGUUUGCUAUUCUUUUUGACGAAUUUAGACAGUCAUCAUGGAUGAAAGCUACGACGUUAUCGUGCUCGGCACCGGUUUGACUGAAUGUAUCCUGUCUGGAUUACUGUCUGUGGAAGGCAAAAAGGUCCUUCACAUGGAUCGCAACGAUUACUAUGGUGGGGAGAGCGCAAGUUUGAACUUGACUCAGCUGUACCGCAAGUUCCGCCCUGAUCAGCAGCCACCGUCCCAGUUUGGACGUGAUCGUGACUGGAAUGUCGAUCUUAUUCCAAAGUUCGCCAUGGCCUCUGGCGAGUUCACCAACAUUCUCUACCACACCGAUGUGACUCGUUAUCUUGAGUUCCGUCAAAUUGCGGGAAGCUACGUCUACCGCGAUGGUCGCAUCUCCAAAGUGCCUUCAAACCAAACUGAGGCUGUCUCGAGUCCUUUGAUGGGUAUCUUUGAAAAGCGAAGAGCCAAGAAGUUCUUUGAGUUUGUCCAAGGAUAUGAUUUCAACAAUCCAGCCACUCAUCAAGGCUUGGAUCUCAACACUGUGCCGAUGACCGAGGUUUAUAAGAAGUUUGGUUUAGAGCCUGGCACCCAAGACUUUGUCGGACAUGCCUUGGCGUUGCACUUGGACGACAGCUACAUGACUCAACCUGCUAAGGAAACCUACGAACGAAUUUGCUUGUACAUGAACUCUAUGGCGCGUUAUGGAAAGAGUCCCUACAUUUAUCCACUAUACGGAUUGGGCGAGUUGCCUCAAGGGUUUGCACGAUUGAGUGCAAUUUAUGGUGGAACUUAUAUGUUGAACAAAAAGGUUGAUGAGCUUGUAUACGAAGACGGCAAAAUUGUUGGCGUAAAGAGCGAGGGAGAAGUGGCCAAAACGAAGGCUGUUAUUGGUGACCCUAGUUACUUCCCUGACAAAGUCAAGAAGACUGGCCAAGUCGUCCGCGCAAUUUGCAUUUUGAACCACCCAAUACCCAACACGGCCGAUGCCGACUCGAUCCAGAUCGUGAUUCCUCAGAAGCAGGUCAACCGUGGUCAUGACAUUUACAUUGCCGCCGUCUCCUAUGCUCACAAUGUUGCCGCUAAGGACUACUGGACCGCGAUCGUUUCCACGAUUGUUGAAACCUCGGAUCCUGAAAAGGAACUUCAACCUGCAAUGGCCCUAUUGGGACCUAUCGCAGAAAAGUUCAUUAGCGUCUCGGAUUUGUACGAACCUGUCGCAGACGGCCGCGCAGACGGCGUUUACAUCACAAAAUCGUAUGAUGCCACCAGUCACUUUGAGACAACGUGCCAAGACGUCAAGGAUGUAUACAAGCGGGUGACUGGUAACGAUUUGAAGGUGGAAGGGAAAGUCAAGAAGCAGGAGGAAGGCGGUGCAGGAGCGGAAUGAACAUUUGACAUCAUACCUUUUGUUAGAUGGGCUGGGGUUUGUAAAAUUCAAGGCAAUGUCGCUUGUCGACCCUGUAUGAACAAUGUUUUUGUAUGCUACGUCCAAGAUGGGUGCGAUGCGGCGCUAACUUGCGCGCGUGAAGUUGCCCAACGUGAAUUACCAC